AUGGUCUUCAUUGAUGAUGAGGGCAAUCUUCAAGUCCGAGAAUCUCAAUCCAUUCAUCAUCCUGGGUUCAGUGUGUUCACUCCGGAGGUCUGCCGGAAUUGCCUCGAGAUUUCAGACGAGCAAGCCUAUCGUCAUCGGCCCACUCAGUCAAAAUAUCGUCCAUUGAAAUUUCAAAAGAGCGAUCAUAGAGAUCUAGCUGAAAGUACCCAUGGCAGCGAGGACCUCGACGUUCCGGCUAACAUGGUCUCUCUCAGAAUUGGAGAUACCAAGAAGGUAAUGGCGUAUUAUGAAUGCGCCCUUGUGAAUUUCCAACAGGUCAACUGCCGUAUGAUUGCCAAGGCGUUUAUCGGCCUCAUCGAGCCGAAAAAGCAAGUGAAACAUCCUUACCAUCCUUACAAUGGAAAGACACCAGCAGGAUCCGCUCUUGGCACAAAGAAAGAUCCAGAAGCGAGUAAACCCGAGUGGUGGCCCCCGGGUGUCAUGCACAAACACAUUCGUUUGGUUAUCGCCUAUCUAGUUGGCCGAGGGACGAAAUUUCGUGUGGCAGCCCGCAACUUUAGUGACCUAAAAUACACAUAUGCCGGCGUCUCUACCAACCCAAAUCCAUAUUGGGGUCCUCCAAUUCCGGAAGCUGGUGGGACAUCUGCUGCUGGAGGCGGUACCGCUGGAGGUAGAGCCACCGCCACCACCCGCGCCGGAGCCGGAGCUCUUGUUCUCAAAACCACCCUCCUCGGUGUAACAUAUGGAGAUCCAGGCGAGGAUACCAUCGGGUACGGAGUCGCCGAGUUAGACGUACUCCAUGAAGGGGUCGAUGGUGUCAGCUUCCUCGGUGAGAAAGGAGUCUUCGGCGUUGGUGGUCAGGUCCUGGGUGUUGAUGCUGUAUGGGGCGGUCUUCUCGACAUCGGCGAUGAGGUUCUGGUCAAAGAAGAGUGCCUAUGGGGAGCUGACAAGGAAUGGAAGAGGGGAGAGGAAAACUCAGUUCUCUAG
Molecule: messenger RNA, 987 nt
Organism: Penicillium verrucosum
Lineage: Eukaryota; Fungi; Ascomycota; Eurotiomycetes; Eurotiales; Aspergillaceae
Product: DUF2841 domain-containing protein
Exons: 5
Coding region: 1-987 (328 amino acids)
Source: RefSeq, a predicted model, not a curated record